AUGACUAACCCUGUAGACCACGAAGCCGUCCAGGCAGCUCAAGCACUGUGCAUGCUUGCGAUGGACACCCGCCAGCAAAGCGUGGACACCAACGAGACACAAGACGAAGACUGCAUCAUGACGCAUGCUCGCCCAGUGGUCCACAGCCCGGGUGUGCAGCAGAACAUUGUCCCAGACGAGACAGAGGACGAAGACUGUAUCAUCACGCAUGCUCGCCCGGUGGUCCACCGCCAUCACCCGUACCGGAGGCCUGAGCCACAGCGAGUCGGUGUCCCGGCCGCCCGCUCCGGGAUGAGCCCCAGCGCAGAGGCUGAGCGGAUGGCAAGAGAACGCGAGUACCUACACAGAGACAAGUGGAACGUCUUCCCGUUGGAACAGCACGAGAUGCAGCCUGGCGCCCCAGUCCCCGAGGUUCGUAGAGUAGUCCGCAACGGAGAGGUUGUCCUGGAGAAAGGCCCCCUGCCGCACACGCAGCCCUCUGUUGUGCCGCGCCCGACCCCUGUUGAGCAGCCGAUUCCUGCUCGCCGUCCUCUUCCUGGUCAGCAACCGCCUCCCGGUGUGCGGCCGUCUCCUUCACAACCGCCCACUCCCACUGAGGGUGAUGCGUCCCCCGAUGUAACUUAUAGCUUCAGGGCGCUCGCACUCCAGGCUCUCCUCGCCUCGCCCGAAGGCCGAUGGCUGUCCACGAGCGACAUUGCCGACUACAUUGAGGAGAAUUAUCCUCAAUUCCGCGAGGAAGUAGCUAGUCAAAAGUCUGUUAUGCGAGGCAACGCGAAGUCUGUGCUGUGGCGACUGCCUGCCUGGGCUCGCAAGGAGGUGGCCACGAUGGCGUGGAAUACCAAGCGGGGGUCUGCUCCUCCGCAGCCCUCUCACUCUGGGGCCCGGGGUCAGGCCCUCGUGAGCAUGCCAUACGCCCCCAAGUCGCUUAUGCUCCAAGCGCUUCUCGCCGUCCCCGAAGGCCGGUGGACACAUCUGACCGAAUUGGUCGGCUACCUAUUGACCCAGUACCCCCAGUAG
Molecule: messenger RNA, 1017 nt
Organism: Diaporthe citri
Lineage: Eukaryota; Fungi; Ascomycota; Sordariomycetes; Diaporthales; Diaporthaceae
Exons: 3
Coding region: 1-1017 (338 amino acids)
Biological process (GO): regulation of DNA-templated transcription
Molecular function (GO): sequence-specific DNA binding; DNA-binding transcription factor activity
Source: RefSeq, a predicted model, not a curated record